This is a messenger RNA of Trichobilharzia regenti, 618 nucleotides long. The record is from the annotation of a GenBank genome assembly. NCBI's taxonomy places the organism in Eukaryota, Metazoa, Platyhelminthes, Trematoda, Strigeidida, Schistosomatidae.
AUGAUGGAUACUUGUGAUAACAAUGUAUCCUGUUAUUCUUCCAUCAAUGGAACUCACUAUUUCCAGCCAGAGAAAUACACUAAGCUAAUCUUCGAAGAAGGAGAUACGUUUUUACAACACGGAAAGAGGAAGUUUCUCCAACUUCACAAAAUGGACUGUCAAUCCAUAAGUAAGCAAUCAAGUGAACAUUGGACAGGCAAGUGUGGAAUGGCAACGAUUCUGAAACGCAGCGCUAAACUGACUGAUGUCUUGCAUUUUCGUUACUCUACUGUUGUUAGCGCGCCUCGGAAGCGUAAAAUGCCACGUCUCACAGAGUCUGAACGCGAAGAGUUACUCAAACCUUUACUAAGGGAAUGCAAAUGGGAAAUGUGUACUGAACAUCGUUCCGGAGAUGCUAUGAGACGUUCUUUUCUUUUCAAAGACUUUGAUACUGCAUUCGACUUCAUGACUAAGGUAGCUGGAAAGGCCAAAGCUAUGAAUCAUCACCCUGAAUGGUUUAAUGUCUAUAACAAGGUGGACAUUCUUCUCACCACGCAUGAUGCAGGUGGCCUUUCUCAAAGAGAUGUUGAUCUAGCGAAAUUUAUCAGUGACGCAGCACUUGAAUACCAAGCAAAAUAA